Molecule: messenger RNA, 1165 nt
Organism: Macroventuria anomochaeta
Lineage: Eukaryota; Fungi; Ascomycota; Dothideomycetes; Pleosporales; Didymellaceae
Exons: 3
Coding region: 40-891 (283 amino acids)
Source: RefSeq, a predicted model, not a curated record
CUCAAGUGUUCUUACUUCUCAACUCUACAGUCCCACGUGAUGGCUGCAAGCAACAACGAUGGUCUGUGCCCCGACUGGAUCUACUCCGACUCUUCCAAUGUGCAUGUUGCAAAAGACAAAGCCUGGUUCACAUCCUACCACUCCUUCCAAUCCCAACUUAGCUCCAUCUACGCUAUCGGCGCUCCCAUCCCAGUCCUCGGAAUCGGCACCAUCAAGCUCACCGUCAAAGCCCUCCCAGGCUCCUUCACGAUCUACGGUACUUCCGUCAUCGAACUCCACAACGUCCUCCACGUGCCAAGCUACUUCUGCAACGUCCUCGGCAGACCACUCGCAAAUGUCUACGAAGUUGGUCUCGGUGGUUCAGUGCACGAGGGCGGUCCUCCGUCUCGAGGUGGACUGUUUCUUAGUGGCAGGCAGGUCGCGCACUUCCAAUCUGGACCUAUCAGCUUCUUCUCGCUCGCUGUUCUGCCUCCUAAGGGCAAGGGGUUCGGUGCAAGUCCGUUCAGUAAUGGAGCUUCGUGGGUGGUGAGCUGUCACUGGCCCUUAGAGGAACGAGUACGUUGGCAAGCUAUUCGAAACCAAACCAAACGGGAGUGGAAGCCGCCGCGGUACGAACCUCCGUAUACACUGGAGGAGCUCGAGCACGUGAACGAGCGUUGGGGGAGUGAGUUUCGAUUUCUUGCGCAGUAUCGGCUGAAGCUGCCUGAAGAAAAGGACCGGAGCGAGGGGAGGAGGAUUGUCAGGGAGCUUAUGAGGGGGAAGGAUCCAGCUAAGGAGGAGGAGAAGGAAACUGAGGUGGAAGGGAAGCUAAAGGAUUAUCUGAAACCGGAUGGUGGGACGAGUGCUAGACAUGCCAGAGAUCCUUCGGCGCCUAGGGUACCAUUUUUGUGACCCAUUGCAAGCGCUAGAUACGAGAGAAGGAGAGAAGGAGAGAAAGGUGCUGCCGACAAGCCAGCUUCACUCGCCUCGCCAUUCUUACAGUCUCACAUGCUCGUCUUCACGGUGCAGCUAUCAAUUACGGCUAAGAGGUCCAUGGACUUCCUCAAAUUUCCAUGCUUGACAUAGUAUUAACAUUACGAUUACAAUUUGAGUAUAUAACGCCUCGCUAGCUGCAACGUUACAGUCUGCAAAUGACUUCUUUUCACAUCGAACGCUCCAAUGCCGU